UCGAAUUUGUCGUUAGUAAACAAACCACGAAUUUUGAGAAAUUGUGCUAAAAUUCACUUUAAAACAUACAAAAUGGCAGUAGAAAUUAAAGACCAAUUGUACUUAAAAGCUGUAGAUGAGUUAGAUGCAUUUUGCAAACGCCUCGAUGAGAAAAUAGACAAAGAACAGCAGCAGCUCAAAGCAUGUAAGAAGAAAACUGAAUUUGAGACCAAAUUGGCUCAUGAAAUGAAGCUGAACAAAGACCUCACAGAUCGACUUGCAGAACUGUCUCGGCGUGGUAACGAGCUAGACAGAGUGUGUGCCUCGUUCGAAUCGUGCCUGACGAUAGCAGAUAGCGACAAAACUAGACUGGAUAAUGCUAAAGAAGCAUAUCAGCUAGCCAAAGAGCUGACUGGCAUCCGAUUGGACUUCAGUGCACCCUCACACAUCGCCAAGGGCUAUAUCAAAAGCGAGUACCACAAACAGCUGCAUCCAUUCGAGAUAGACAUGUCUACGGCUGACAGCAACGCGCUGUGGAAUCUACUCAACACAGUAGUUGGGAGCGAGCGGAUUCAUAACGAUGAGAAUCGGCCGAUCAACUAGUGUAAUGUUUGAGUUACUGUGAAAUCCAGUGAAUGAAACUUUAGUUUUAAGAAAUCAAUACAUUUGACUAGGCGCGGACCAUCGAUUUUUGCCGAUAGUUGUGCCCGAUUUAAAUUGUAUGAAGAAUCGACCAAAUCGAAUCGGUGUAAUGUGCGCACUUCCAUACAUGCCCAUACUGAUCAACUGCCCGACUAAACUAUCGGCCGACGAAAAAUCGAUGGUUAUGCUAGGCUUAUGCUUCAACCACACCAACGCAUGCACAUCGCCAUCGCCGCGCCGGCGCGAUCAUAGGUAAAUGACAGGUCGCGUGAACUGUCAUGGCUCGCGCGACCUGUCAUUGGCCUAUGAUCGCGCCGGCGAUAGUGAUCUGUGGGUCUAGACAAAGUGCAAAUUAUAAUCGCAAACCAGUCGAAAAGUGGUCGAAAAGCCCCUUUUUUGUAUGGAGUUUUGACGGAUUCGAUUUUCGAUUCGAUCAAAAAGUGCGUUUUGUCUAGGGGGGCUGCACGCGUUGGUGUGGUUGAAGCUUUAGAGAAAAAAUAGGGCUCCCUUUAAAUAAAUAAAUCUAAAAUUUAUGAAUUUUAACAAUUUACAAUGUAAAAUUUUGAUUCAAAAUUUUCAUUUGUAUGAUCUAAGUACUAAUAAAUAGUAUUAACUAAAGAA
Messenger RNA from Ostrinia nubilalis (European corn borer), 1242 nucleotides. RefSeq lists its product as uncharacterized. The transcript has 5 exons. The coding region runs from base 73 to 582 and encodes 169 amino acids. NCBI's taxonomy places the organism in Eukaryota, Metazoa, Arthropoda, Insecta, Lepidoptera, Crambidae. The record is from RefSeq and is a predicted model, not a curated record.